UGCGCGGGCACCAUGAGACCCGAGGCGGCGGCCGGAGCCCGGGAGGCGCGGGGGCGCGUCUGUCAGUGUCCCGCGGACGGUCCCCGGAGGCCACCGCCGCCGCGCGGGCCCGAGAGCCCCACACCAUGGAGACCUUGGAUCCUCACACCCCAAGAAGCUGAGCUGACCAGAGCCGGAAGCCGGCUUGAACCUGAAGGUGACCAACAAGCUCCGGGAUCAAAGGGGGCCUUUGGGUUUCAGCAUCCUGUAAGACUUUAUUUACCCAUUUCAAAGCGCCAAGAGUAUCUGCAGAGUUCUGGGGAAAAAGUGCUGGCCAGUUUCCCAGUGCAAGCCACAAUUCAUUUCUACAAUGACGAAUCUGGUUCAGAUGAUGAAGAACAAGAGGAAGAAACCCAGUCUUCCAAUCUUCAGAGUCAGGCGGAGAAUGGCCCAGGAGGGAAGGACAGAGGUCAGCUGACAAACCCAAGAUGGAGUUCUGUAGGACAGAGUGGCCUCGGUGGUAAGGGUCGACUCCCUCAUGGUGACUCUCUGGGGGGCACAGAGUGUGCCUCGCCCAAAUAAAUGGGGUAUCUCUCCCACACCAGACUUGGCUCACAU
Callorhinus ursinus (northern fur seal) is the source of this 597-nucleotide messenger RNA. It is a transcript of the gene RIPPLY3, whose product is annotated as ripply transcriptional repressor 3. NCBI's taxonomy places the organism in Eukaryota, Metazoa, Chordata, Mammalia, Carnivora, Otariidae. The record is from RefSeq and is a predicted model, not a curated record. Gene Ontology annotation, cellular component: nucleus. Gene Ontology annotation, biological process: negative regulation of transcription by RNA polymerase II; embryonic pattern specification.